Molecule: messenger RNA, 4157 nt
Organism: Arachis stenosperma
Lineage: Eukaryota; Viridiplantae; Streptophyta; Magnoliopsida; Fabales; Fabaceae
Product: vacuolar protein sorting-associated protein 54, chloroplastic
Exons: 20
Coding region: 267-3395 (1042 amino acids)
Biological process (GO): Golgi to vacuole transport; retrograde transport, endosome to Golgi
Cellular component (GO): GARP complex
Molecular function (GO): syntaxin binding
Source: RefSeq, a predicted model, not a curated record
CCAUUCGAGUUCAUUGCUGUAAAGCAAGUAAACCGAGAACGACACCACCUCCAUCUCUCUAUCUCUCGCGCUCCCCUCUUGUUCCUCCUCGCAGAUCCCAACCUCAUUUCCGCCAUCUCCCCCAACACACAUUACCCAAAUUCCAAACUGAAAAGAAUUCGCGAACCUUCCACCGCACUCAACAUUCAACAACUUCAACCAAAAGAAAAAAGAAGUGAUGCCCCUCCUCACUCCCUGAAUUAGAAAAAGAGAAGAGAGAAUAAGCCAUGGACUCCCCACCUUCCCAACAUCACCAGUGGGGAAGGUCACCAACGGAAUCUCCAAGCCAUUCCCGGCACAACAGCCACGGCCACGGCCACAACAACCUUAUUAGAACCUCUUCGUCUUCUUCACACCUCACCAAAUCAAACUCCGGCAACAUAAAUUCUCUCUCCUCAAUCCUCAACAACCCUCAUGCGUCCGAAGCCAACGCCUCCUGGGUCGCCUGGUGGUCCUCCUCCACGGUCCUCGCCCCUCCCGACUUCGCCCCCAUCGCCGCCACCAAAGCCGCCUCCGACAUCACCCGAUCCGACUUCAACACCUACCUUACCCCUAUCUCCGAACCCUACCACCGCUUCGAGGACAUCCGCAACCACGCUUCCAAGGAGAUCGGGGAUUUGUCGUCGUUGCCAUCGUCGUCCUCGUUAGAUGGUGGUGGUGGCGGUGGUGCUGGGGAGGCGCUCGUUGCGUGCCUGCGGGAGGUGCCGGCGCUUUACUUCAAGGAGGACUUCAGGCUGGAAGACGGGGCGACGUUCAAGGCCGCUUGCCCGUUCUCCGGCAUGGCGGAGAAUCUGGCGCUGCAGGAGAAGCUCUCGCACUAUUUGGAUGUGGUGGAGCUGCACCUGGUGAGGGAGAUCUCGCUCCGGUCGAGCUCGUUCUUCGAGGCCCAGGGGCAGCUGCAGGACCUCAACGCAAAGAUCGUUGAAGGAUGCGCUCGGAUUCGACAGCUUAAGGAAACGAUUAGGCUCAUCGAUUCGGAUCUGGUCGAGUCUGCUAGGCAGAUUCAGGAGCUUAAUGGCACCAGGACCAACCUCCUCGCCCUUCAACAGAAAUUGAGGCUUAUAUUUUACGUCAACCAAGCUGUUUCUGCUCUUAAAUUGCUUGUUGCAUCUGCAGAUUGUGCCGGGGCGCUAGAUGUAACAGAUGAUUUGCAGCAUUUGCUGGAUGGAGAUGAGCUGACUGGUCUGCAUUGCUUUCGUCAUCUUAGAGAUCAUGUAAUAGGUUUUAUAGAAUCCAUAAACAGCAUUCUUUCAGCAGAAUUUAUUCGAACUUCCAUACAUGAUGCCUUGGAAACAGAUGUGAGAAUUUUAUCCAAAGCCAAAGCAAGGGCUUCCCUUUCUGUGAAUGGAAAAGAUAAUGAAGUAAAGUUGGAAGAAGAAGAAACUACUAAUCUCAAAGAUCGUCUUCUUCCUACUGUAAUUGGAUUGCUUAGAACAGCUAAACUUCCCUCUGUUCUGAGGAUCUAUCGGGAUACUCUAACUACUGAUAUGAAGAGUGCUAUUAAGACUGCUGUUGCUGAGUUGCUUCCGGUUCUUGUUGCACGAGGUUCAGAUUUAGAGUUCUUUUCUGGAGACAGAGCUGUAGAUGCAGAUGGUGGUGGUGCAUCACUUGCUAGCAAGUUGAGGAGCCUAUCAUCUGAUUGCUUUGUGCAUCUUCUUAGUGCUAUUUUCAUGAUAGUAGAGGCACAUUUAGUGCGGGCGGCUGAAGUGAAAAGGGCCAUUGAAUGGAUUUUGAACAACCGUGAUGGUCAUUAUGCUGCUGAUUCUGUUGCUGCUGCAAUUGCUCAUGGUGCUGCGGCUGCAGAAACACCGAAUGAAAGCGAAGUUCACAGUCAUACAUUAUUGUCACAUUCACCACGACGAAAUGGUGCAAGGGGUUCGUUUCAGGGAAGAGUAGUUGAUGCUGCAAGCUCUGCAAACAUGUCAAAAAAUUUCAGAGCUGAUGUAUUGCGAGAAAACGCAGAAGCUGUAUUUGCAGCAUGUGAUGCUGCUCAUGGAAGAUGGGCAAAGCUUCUUGGGGUCCGUGCUGUUCUCCAUCCAAGGCUGAAAUUGCAGGAGUUUCUGAACAUAUAUAACAUCACCCAGGAAUUCAUUACUGCUACAGAAAAAGUUGGUGGAAGAUUGGGAUACAGCAUCCGUGGGACACUGCAGUCUCAGGCCAAAGCCUUUGUUGAUUUCCAGCAUGAAUCUCGGAUGACAAAAAUUAGGGCAGUGCUUGACCAAGAAACAUGGGUGGAGAUAGAUAUUCCAGAUGAAUUUCAAUCCAUUAUCAAAGUGGUUUUUUCAUCUGACGCAUUGCAUUCUGAGAACCUUAAUGAAUCUGAGGAUGUUAAUUCAACUAGUUACAAAGAUGUUCUGCCAACAUCAGACACUGGACAGUCAAAUGCUGAACAACCUGAGGAGCAGAGUAAUUCCACUGAAUUGGCUACUACUGAAUUAGAUAACACUAAAGCCCAGGCUGAUUCAAUUGAAAGUAGAGCUAAUAGUAAAAUUUCAUCAGCACAAAGUAAAAAUACAGAGAAAGAUCAUAAAAAAUCUGCAUCUCAGGCUCUUUACUACAAAGGUGUUGGUUAUCACAUGGUAAACUGUGGCUUAAUAUUGCUGAAGAUGCUGUCAGAGUACAUUGAUAUGAACAACCUGUUGCCGUCACUUUCUUCAGAAGUUGUACAUCGUGUGGUAGAAAUUUUGAAAUUUUUCAACACACGAACUUGUCAACUUGUGCUUGGGGCUGGUGCUAUGCAGGUGGUGUCUGGUUUGAAGUCCAUCACUUCGAAACAUCUGGCAUUGGCAAGUCAAGUCAUUAGUUUUACCCAUGCUAUUAUUCCUGAAAUUCGGCAUAUUCUUUUUCUAAAAGUACCGGAGACUAGAAAAGCCUUAUUGCUUUCGGAGAUUGAUCGAGUUGCUCAGGAUUAUAAAGUUCACAGAGAUGAAAUACAUUCCAAAUUAGUUCAGAUAAUGCGAGAGAGAUUACUGGUCCAUUUGCGUGGGUUGCCUCAAAUUGUUGAGAGUUGGAAUAGACCUGAGGAUACUGAUCCCCAGCCUAGUCAGUUUGCCAAGUCUCUUACAAAGGAAGUUGGAUACCUCCAACGUGUUCUGUCUCGUACUUUGCAUGAAGAUGAUGUUCAAGCAAUCUUCAGGCAAGUUGUCGUCAUAUUUCACUCACAAAUUUCGGAAGCAUUUUCGAAAUUUGAUAUAACCACCUCCCAAGCACAGAAUAGGCUCCAACGAGAUAUCAAACAUAUUCUUCAAUGUAUACGGUCUUUACCAACGGGCGACUUGAGUAAAUCAGAUACCCCAAAUUGGGGGCAGCUGGAUGAAUUCAUGGUGCAAAAAUUUGGGACUGAUGCUGUUCAGUAAAAGAAAUUGUAAAGUAGCAACUCAAUUGGUUAUGUUGGAAGGCUAACAUACUUUGGAGGAUGUGGGGGUGAUGUUAACCUUCUUCACUCUGCAUUUUUGUGUAACACUAAGUUGAGGAGGGUCUGGAGGGAGAGUAAAGAUGGGGUUGUUGGCCAUACGAUGGUUAAAAGGCCUUCGGUUGGUCCUCAUAGAUAUACAAAUUAAUAUAUUAUUUCUGAGCAUUGUGCAGCCGUGAUUGGUCGCUUAAGGCAGAAGUUUUGUAGCAGUCACUGUUGAUAUUCAAUUAUUGGUUUGUCUCUAUAAUUGUAAUGUUAUGUUGAAAAUAGAUAUUUGAUUUAGUGAAUGAAUCGUCCCCUUCAGCUUUCUUUCAUUUCAUUCACGAAUAUACAAUACAUCCAUCAAUAUGUAUACAAUUCAACAAAUCUGUAGUCACGUACCAAUUCGUGUGUUGUUAAAAUGGGAUGUGUGCAUAUUUCGAGGUUCCUAAAUGAUAACUGAUAAAAUAAAGAUUUCCUGAUGCUUAUUCAAGCAAGAAAACUCACGGAAUAUCAGACUGCAUAUUAAGAGUUAUGAACGGAAGCCAUUAGCAGGAAGUUAGGGGACAGGUGUUCAUACAUUUUCUUUAAUUUAACCAAUUUGGUGCCUUCGAACUUUGUAAGAGCUUACGUUUUAUGAACUCUAAUGUAAAGAGGUUUUUGUUUUUAAUUUGUAUUAUAUUAUUUAAAACGGAAAAGUUUUACAUUCAUGUAAAAAUUUUAUGGA